GGCUAUCAGUAUCGGUAGACUCGGUGUUGUCCUGUGCAGGGGGAGCAACAUGUUCCUAACGUCUGUUUUAAGUUUCCUGGUAGUGAUAGCUGGAUUGCCCCUCGUUUGGACUUCUUGUCCUUCACAGUGCAGUUGUUUUUACCACAACUUGAGUGAUGGAUCCAGGGCUAGGAGCGUUAUUUGCAAUGAUCCAGAGAUUUCAUUGGUGCCUGCCAGCUUUCCCGUCGACACAUCUAAGCUUAGGAUAGAGAAAACUGCCAUCAAAAGAAUACCAGGAGAAGCAUUCAACUACCUCGCAAAUUUGGAAUUCCUCUGGAUGUCUUUUAACGCACUAUCCUCGGUCAAUCCGGACAGCUUCCGUGGUCUGUACAGCCUGGAAGAGCUGAGACUAGAUGGGAAUGCUUUAUCAGCAUUUCCGUGGGAAUCACUAAUUGACCUACCUAGUCUGAGACUCCUUGAUUUGCAUAACAACCAGAUAUCAUCAAUUCCUUCUGAGGCAACAUUAUACAUUAAAAACCUGACCUAUCUUGACCUCUCUAGCAACAGUUUACAGACUGUGCCAUCAGAAGUUCUUUCUACUUGGUUAACAGUAAAACCUCUCCCAGGGGCAGAUUCCAAAAUGAUCUUAGGUCUUCACGACAACCCAUGGGUUUGUGACUGCCGUCUGUAUGAUCUGGUCCAGUUCCAGAAAUCCCCAUCUCUACUGGUGGCAUUUAUUGACACUCGCUUGCGCUGUGCUGACCCUGAGAGUGUCUCAGGUGUACUGUUUAGCGACGCUGAGCUGAGAAAGUGCCAGGGCCCCAGAGUUCACACAGCUGUGGCUCGAGUCCGAAGCCCGGUGGGCAACAAUGUCCUGUUGCGCUGUGGCACCAUUGGCAUCCCCAUUCCAGAGCUUGCCUGGAGAAGAGCCGAUGGAAGGCCCAUGAAUGGGACAGUUGAGCAAGAGAGUUCAAAGGAGGGAAUUGUGUGGUCAAUUUUAAGUGUUCCUGCUGUUUCAUAUCGAGACUCUGGGAAAUACAUCUGCAAAGCAACAAACUAUGCUGGGAGUGCAGAGGCCGUCAUUUCUCUGAUGAUAACAGAGUCCCCAAAGACAGAAAACCAAACAGCGAGUCCAAAGAAACCAAAAGGAAAGAAGCCAAACACUUUGCUGAAAGCAGCCUAUCAGGAAAAGCUUGUUGCAAGAUAUGUGUCACCAACUACCACUCCAGCAAUUCGACUUAUCGAGCCAACGCGUUACACAGGCCCCUACCCCGGGGAGAGAUACAGUGCCACUGCCAGUGAGGCUACUGUCCAGACCACUGGUCCAGAUGGGUUGCUGGAAACCAACCUGAGCAAUCUUGCUGCGAACACGUCGUCCCUGCAACAAGAUCCAGACCGAAUAGUGCGCUCUGUGAAGGUCAUCGGUGAUACAGACUACACUGUCUGUCUGAAUUGGAGAGCCCCAAAGGCCAAAAACACCACUGCAUUCAGUGUGCUGUAUGCAGUAUUUGGGGAGAGGGACAUGCGCAGAAUUAAUGUCAACCCAGGCAACAACAGAAUUACCAUUGAGGGCUUGGUGCCAAAGACAAAAUACAUUGCCUGUGUGUGCGUCAAGGGACUGAUCCCCAAAAAAGAGCAAUGUGUAAUCUUCUCAACAGAUGUGGCAGCCAUCGCUAAUGGAACCCAAAAGCUCAUUAAUGUAGUUGUAAUCACGGUUGCUUGUGUGAUAGCAGUACCACUAACAGUGAUAGUUUGUUGUGGAGCACUGAAGAGGAAAAUCCAAAAAUUACUGGGAAAAAAUUCAAAGGAAAUUCAAGACUCUUAUGUCACAUUUGAGACUCUUUCCCCCGGUACAAAAGCCAAAGGCCUUGAAGGGGAAUACCUGACCAGGCUAAAUCCAGAGGAAUCAAAUAGACUUCUGUCAGCCAGAUCCAGCCUGGAUUCUGAAUUGACUGCUAAAAUAGAGGGACAGCCAAAUGAGUACUUUUGCUGACAGAGUGUGGGGGCCAUGGGUUUCUCAUAAGACUUCGACUCAACAUCUGAGUUUGCAUCUGCAAUGCACAUCGGAUGGUAGUCAGAGACAUGUUUACGCUGCCAAUAAGAAGUUCAGUGACUCCCAGUAAACAUUUUUGUUGUGAUUUUAAGAAUCUCCAAUUACAUGACUGAUGCAGGAAGUCGUUUGAAACUCCUUUUUAUUUGAACUGCUUAAUGUAUUAAUAUAAAGGGAUUAUGCAGGAAAUCAUGAAGUAGUUGUACAUGUACUUGUUAAGGUAAAAUGCAAUUGCUAUUAUGAAAUACCAAACUAAAUGGAUGAAUUAUUAUAAAUGUGUAUGUUUGAGCCAUGUUAAGUAUGCACUGUGUCAAUAUGUAUUAUUUGACUGUUAUAAAUGGUAUAUUCGUACAGUGCAGAUGCAAAGUAUGAAACACAAUACAACAUUUAUUGGAAGUAUUAUGACCGUUUGAAUAUAAUUCAUAUUUAGGACAUAAAAAAUGUUGAACAUGAUAUCCACACAUCCUUAAAUCUCCUGUUUACUUGUGCAUUGUUUGUGCCAUUGACCUA
Alosa sapidissima (American shad) is the source of this 2539-nucleotide messenger RNA. It is a transcript of the gene lrit1a, whose product is annotated as leucine-rich repeat, immunoglobulin-like and transmembrane domains 1a. Gene Ontology annotation, molecular function: protein binding. The coding region runs from base 50 to 1972 and encodes 640 amino acids. The transcript is spliced from 4 exons. NCBI's taxonomy places the organism in Eukaryota, Metazoa, Chordata, Actinopteri, Clupeiformes, Clupeidae. The record is from RefSeq and is a predicted model, not a curated record. Gene Ontology annotation, cellular component: endoplasmic reticulum membrane.